Messenger RNA from Larimichthys crocea (large yellow croaker), 4623 nucleotides. It is a transcript of the gene sertad2b, whose product is annotated as SERTA domain containing 2b. The coding region runs from base 334 to 1626 and encodes 430 amino acids. The record is from RefSeq and is a predicted model, not a curated record. Lineage: Eukaryota; Metazoa; Chordata; Actinopteri; Sciaenidae. The transcript is spliced from 2 exons. Gene Ontology annotation, molecular function: transcription regulator activity. Gene Ontology annotation, cellular component: nucleus.
CUUACAUUGGAAUUUAGAGUCUCAUGUAGCAUCUAAAAAUAUUUUAUGAGGUGUCAAAUAUUUGAUAUUCGUAUUUGCUAUCCGUCUCAUGACACUUAAAGGCAGCACCAGACUGGCUGCUUUUACAUGACUUCGCAUUGGCCGCGAUCUGUGACAUUGGAGACGUGGGACUGAUCCUGUACGUGGUCCAUCAGUUUUUAGGUGAAAUAGAAAUUAGGCAUCAGGAGCAGAGAGGUUUUUCUGUCGUCUUCAGAGAUCUUCAGAGAGCCGUUUUCAUUCAAAUCUAUUUUUCUACUUUAGCACCGUGCUGGACGGAUCUGCCAUAGAGGAUAUAUGUUCGGUAAAGGUGCGAAGCGGAAGCUGGACGAGGAUGAAGAGGGGCUGGAAGGCAAAACGCUGGAGGCGUCGGUGGCGGGAGGGGGACUAGGCCUCUGUCCAGAGGGCUUGUCCAAGGUUUCAUACACCCUGCAACGCCAGACCAUCUUCAACAUCUCCCUGAUGAAGCUGUACAGCCAGCGGCCGCUCGGCGAGCCCAGCCUGGAGCGCCGCGUCCUCAUCAACAACAUGCUGCGACGCAUCCAGGAUGAACUCAAGCAGGAAGGCUCCCUGCGGCCGCUGCUGUUCCCACCCUCGCCGCCGCCCGACGACCCCAUGGAUGAGGGGUUCCGCGAGGCGCCGCCCUCCUUUGGUGUUUUGUCAGCGGCAGCGACGGCACAAGUAUCCCAGCCUUCUGCGCUGUUGAUGCCAGUGAUCGCGCCACCACCUUCACCCCACCCAAUGGUGCCUCCCAACUGUCAGGCAUCCCAGGCCUGCCCCAACCGUGUGGAGGUCUGCCCCACCCCUCUAGAAGCCUGCCUCACUCCAGCCUCUUUACUGGAGGAGGAUGGUGGAGAUUCUGCCUUUUGUGCUCCAUCCCCUCCUACUCCUCCUCUGUCACCUCCCCCACCACAGCCUCCACCGCUACCUUCAGCGCUUCUAAGUCAGGCAUCCCCCAGGGUCCCUGUGCCUGCUUCGUCCAUUGACGGUUUCCCCUCCGCUCUGAGUGACAUGGAGUUGGGUCCACCCACAGCCAUAACAAGGACAGCAGCAGCUAUUACUACGACCGUGACUACCUCCCCAGCUCCCACACCACUCACCCAGCCCUCCCUCUUAACACCCCUCUCCCCAACACCCACAGGCCUACCCAGAGACAGCAGGACCAUGGGUGCUAAACCAGAGGCAGUUGGCGUCUUGCUAGCAGAAGGCCGCUGUACCGAGCUCCGACCAAUGGAUGCUCUGCCCACACUGCCCCCUGGUGGCCUAGUAGACAUUUCCGCCUCUCCUUCCUCUCCUUCUUCCUCCUCGUCACCCUCGGGGUUUCUCUCAGACUUGGCGCUGGACGACGUCCUGUUCGCCGACAUCGACACGUCCAUGUAUGACUUUGACCCCUGUACGACAUCGGGGGCUGUGGGCGUGACCACAGGCGGCGGCCUCGCCAAACUGUCUCCGGUGGUGACGGCGGACGACCUCCUCAAAUCGCUGGCGUCACCGUACAGCGGCCCCAGCCCCCAGGUUUCAGCCAAUCAGCCUUUCAAAAUCGAUCUGACAGAACUGGACCACAUUAUGGAGGUGUUGGUGGGCUCGUGACUCACGGACACCACCGCCUCUGAAACAUACAGACGUUUGAAUCCGGAGAACAGACUGGAAUGAAAAUUUGGGAACGGUUUGGGUUGAUGUUUUUAUGUUUUUUUUACUCUCUUCAAAGGUCGGUAAUUGUAAACAUCGAUGGUGAUGUCAAUUAGUACUACUAUGACAACUACUACUACACAACACUGUGCAUGCACUGUGCUCGCCUUUCCAAAUAUGGAAAUGAAGUAACCGGGAAACAAAGACACAGACACAAGUUUGUGUUUCUAUACUUGUGAGGACCUCCAUUGACUCCAUUCAUUCCCUAAUCCUCAUUUAAACCUAAUCCUAGUUUUAAUCUUUAACCUGAACCUAAGCCUUAACCCUAAAAAUGAACUGUACAUAGAAAAGAAGUUAGGACCUGCAAAUUGUCCUCAUUCUGGAGGACUUUGCAAUCUAUCUAUUUUUGUGAGGAUAUUCACUCCUCACAGGUAUAGAAAUACAAGAGAACACACACACACACACACACACACAAACACACUGAAUUCAUGGCUUUUAGCAGACGAGUGCCUUUCAAAAUGACCACUUAUUCAAUUCCUGUUUUUACAGUAUUUGUUUUGUUUUCUCGUUCUUUUCACUUUAACAGCCUAGAGAGGUCACUCCUCAAUAUUUUUAAUUUAUUGUAUUAAAACUAUUAAGUGAGGUAAUUUCUCAUGAUCAAAUAAUAAUUAUUUAAUCUUUAUCUUAUUACAGAUGUUAUGUUUUAUUUGUAAAACAAGCAUAAUAAGGUUUUACGAGGAUUACGUUGUUUUAGCAGUGUGCUACAUUACAUAUUAGCUUGGCUAUAUAAUUACGCUUUGGGAAUAGCUGUAGAACACAUUGCCUGGAUGUUUGUUAUGCUUUCUUUUGCUAGAAGGAGCUGUCUGUUCUCGUACACAUCAUGUCUAUGAAUUCAGGACUUAUUUUUGUCUCUCCCUUCCGUAUUGGCAGGCAUAUAUAACUGUGCUGGAUGCUAUUUUACAUGGGCUCAGUCAUUUGGGCUUGUUAUCAUGCUUCAGUUACAGCAGCAUUCAAAUGAGCUACACCCACUGGAAAGCUUGACGUGUUUACAUUGGAAGAGGCAGCAGCUCCACCACCGACUCUUGCCUCCCAGUUGGGUGUAGAUGAUCUGAAAAAUCCAACCUAAGCAGAGACUUUAGGUCCCAAACACACAUUAAAUUUGGCUGUGUCGGACUUGAGACGAAAGCUAUCACAGAUUUCAGGGGAAGUCUUUGUUGCUCCAAAGAAUUUCUGAGAAUCACACAAAGAAAAAGAUAUUCUAGUAGCAAUGUCUUUUUUUUGGUUUGAUUCCACCAGAAUUAGCAACAUGAUUGACAGACAAAUUACAGCAAAGCAUACAGUAUUACACACACCAUGUAUUUGCAGAGCCCUAUUUGCCAAAUCUUAGCGUGCUGGUCUCUUCUGUGCAUUGUGCAGUGCAGCUUUGAGGUUGACCCCAGCACCCAUGGAUGUUUUUAAACUUGUACGAUAGCACCGGGGCUAAAUCUGUCUCGUGAAUGUGGAUUUUCAGUGAAAUACAAAACCCAAACCAUGGCGUUAACUUGAUACUUCAAUGAUGCAAAACACUCUUGUUGUUUCACAACACUACCCGCCCACCCACCCCCCUUCAUAGGCCACUAUACGAGAUUUUUGGCACAAAAAGACAGAAUGGGAUCGUUUAGCUCAGCAUUCAAUCUAAGAUGAGGGUCACAUGAGGACUGCAAAGAUGAAUUCCUAAAAAGGAAAAAUUCCUAAACUUAAGAUCUUUGACCAGCAGCCCACACUCAGUUUAAGAUAAAAUAGGAAUACUAUCAGUUUAUAUGUUGCAUAUGUUUUCUAUUGAAGUUCAAAGUUGAUGUUAUGUUAUGAUAAUUUAGGAGUUGAAAUCCACCGUCCUCAAUUCACAGAUUUGGCUAUGAAUGCAAUUGUAUGGAAGAGCUUUGAAGUUGUUGGUUCUCUGGAAGUUAUAUAAGGACUUAAGUCCAGAGUGCCUUGUUAUGACUUAGCACUAUAUAAAAUUAAAUUGAAUUGAAUCUAAAUCUAUCUUAUCAGACUGCUGAUGUUAACUUAGAACUAACCAAUCUACAGCCACACGCAAGCUUCAGCAAGGAUUUUAUUUAUUCUGCAAUAGCAGUGUCACAUAAUGUACACAUUGUCUAUUAUAAAUUAUGAAUUAGACCAACAAGAUUGUUUUAAUUUGACAGGUAGAAAAUCCCAGCAAUAGCUAAAGCGUUGUUGCAGCAAAACAAAACCCUGUAAAAAGGUUUUCUAUUCAGAAAGACAGAAGCAAUGAGUCAGCAAAAGUCAGCCUCAAAAAUCUACUUUUACACGGAUUUUCAUUCAUUUCGGUCAUAACUGCUCAGUUGCAUUUCAGGACUUGCUGUGGUGAAGUGUUGUAAUUGUUUAAAAUUGGAUUUUGCCUUCUCACUCCUCACUCUGUAUGAAUGUUGAAUAUCAGUGCAAAAUGGUGGCUUUUCAAAAGUCCAAUACUUUCAAAGGUCCAGUGUGUAAUAAGAUCUAUUGGCAGAAAUGCAAUAUGACAUGUUUGCAUUAGGGUAUAAUAAGAAUUAUUAUGUUUUUGUUACCUUAGAAUGAGCCUUUGAUAUCUACAUAUGCCGUGAGUCAGCCAUGUUGCAACACCAUGUUUUUACAGUAGCCCAGAAUGGACAAACACUGACUCUUGAUAGGGUCUUUUGCAUUUUUCCUGCACCUGACGGCCACAGUAGUUUCUCAUAAAUGCGUGGAAGGAGAUCAGCAACUAGAUGCCACUAAAUCCUAUACACUGGUCUUUAAAUGCUGGAUUCUUGGUUGCUGUGGGGGGUUUGGCCUCUUGGGGCCAAAGGAAGUAUUCAAAACACAACGUAUGACAUAUUGUCACUCUAUAAAGCUGUUUUGACAAAUGUGUUAGAUGUACCGUGGAUGAAAGCACAGUUGGGUGCCAGAAAACCAGGACAAUGAACUUAAAAAAAAAACAUCCGA